Oncorhynchus masou masou (cherry salmon) is the source of this 1941-nucleotide messenger RNA. RefSeq names its product 5-hydroxytryptamine receptor 2C-like. NCBI's taxonomy places the organism in Eukaryota, Metazoa, Chordata, Actinopteri, Salmoniformes, Salmonidae. Gene Ontology annotation, biological process: G protein-coupled receptor signaling pathway, coupled to cyclic nucleotide second messenger; chemical synaptic transmission; release of sequestered calcium ion into cytosol. Gene Ontology annotation, cellular component: plasma membrane; dendrite. Bases 71 to 1564 code for a protein of 497 amino acids. The transcript has 6 exons. The record is from RefSeq and is a predicted model, not a curated record. Gene Ontology annotation, molecular function: G protein-coupled serotonin receptor activity; neurotransmitter receptor activity.
CGGGGACGGGGGAGCGGACACCAACCUGUCAUUGGGAUCACCGGCGGAGGCGGUGUUGAGAGCAUCGCCCAUGAAGGAGAAGAACUGGCCGGCGCUUCUCAUCCUCGUCAUCAUCGCGCUGACGGUGGGCGGAAACAUCCUGGUGAUUCUGGCCGUCUCACUGGAGAAGAAGCUUCAGAACGCUACAAACUUCUUCCUGAGGUCGUUGGCCGUGGCCGACAUGCUGGUGGGGAUACUGGUGAUGCCAAUAUCACUGAUCAACAUACUCUAUGACUAUGCGUGGCCCCUGCCCAGUGCUCUGUGUCCUAUCUGGAUCUACCUGGACGUCCUCUUCUCCACAUCGUCUAUUAUGCAUCUGUGUGCCAUAUCUCUGGAUCGAUAUGUGGCUAUAAGGAAUCCCAUUGAACACAGCCGCUUCAACUCUAGAACCAAGGCCAUGAUGAAGAUAGCAGCCGUAUGGACCAUAUCAAUAGGUGUGUCCAUGCCUAUCCCGGUGAUCGGCCUUCACAACAAAGACAAGGUGUUUGUCAACGGCAGCUGUGUUCUGAACGAGGAGCGCUUCAUGCUGGUUGGCUCCUUCGUGGCUUUCUUCAUCCCAUUGGUCAUCAUGGUUGUGUCCUACUGCCUCACCAUACAGGUCCUCCAGCGCCAGGAGACCGUCUUCCUCUACGAGAGGAAAACUUCCUCCCAGCAGCCACUGCAGCCUCAGGCCACUCCCUCAAACCACCAGUCCCCGCCUCCAAAUUUCCUAGGCCUGCCCAUAAACAUUGAGGCUCCUCCUCCUAGCAGACAGGGAAGUCUGAGCUGCCUGAAAGGGGCGGAGCCUGACCGGCAGUCCGGCCUCCUAAGCAGUUCCCCCUCGGAGAGCAUCAGUAUGAUUCCGAGUUCGGGGGUGGCGUCCCAGCUGAGCUCUCCGGCAGGGCGUGAUGCACGGGACAGUCACGGGAGGCGGGGGAUGAUGCAGGCGAUCAAGAAUGAGAGGCGGGCCUCCAAGGUGCUGGGGAUCGUGUUCUUCCUGUUUCUGAUCAUGUGGUGCCCCUUCUUCAUCACCAAUGUCACUUACGUCCUCUGUCAGGGUUCCUGCAACGAGCCUUUACUGGCUGAGCUCCUCAACGUCUUUGUGUGGGUGGGAUACAUCUCCUCUGGAGUCAACCCAUUGGUCUAUACGUUGUUUAACAAGACGUACAGAAGGGCCUUUUCCAGCUAUAUACGUUGUCAGUAUAACACAGGGCCGAUGGCAGGGGUUAGUAGUAGAUCGCUAGCUGUUCCCACCAUACAGUGUCCGUCUCAUGCGGCCACGCCCAUAUUUGGACAUCAUGGAGGGAAUGGGAAGAAGGGAAGUGUGGACCGGAAUAGCAACUGUCGGAAUGGUGGUGGAGGGGGCGGGGCCGACGGUAACGGGAUGAUCAGAGGGGUGGAGCCUGACGAUCCUACAGAUGACGGGAUGAGGAUGGAUAUGGAAUGCCCCGGGAUGAUGUCGGAUUUGGAACCCAGAAUGUCGGAGCUGAAGCUAUCUGUCGACAGCUUCUGCCACGCUCACCUGGAGCGCACCAGCAGCGUCUGAUUGGUUGAUUGGAUAAUUGGAUUACGCCAGCUCUGCGGCUCAUUGGCUGAUGAUGGACGGGCGGACAUGAAGUAAUGCGAGGGAGGGAAGGACUGUAGUGGGCAUGUGUCAAAUAACACCCUAUUCACUGUGUAGGGCACUACCCUGAACAAAACUCCCUAUUCAGGCAGCUCUCUGUAGGGCUAUGGUCAACACUAGUGCACUACAUGGGGAAUAGGGUAAAAUUUGAGACACAACCACAGUGGGUGGUGUGGACACUUCUGGAAGAAUGUAUCAUGGAAGGACUUACCUUGAUUCUUAACCCUUGACCUGGGUGUCAUAGACUUGUACAAUUUAGAACCCCACAGAAGGAGAAGGAGAAGAAGGAGGAAGAGGAG